AUGGCAGAACUUUAUCUUCAUCCGGGAGUAGAUCCACUCUCACGAAUAUCAAUUCCUAGUCAAGUGGAAUCUGAUAGCAAUUCAUCAAAACAACUAACACCAACACUCCAAACAAACUCAAUGAACAACCCAUUUGCAUUAAUAUAUGAUUCAGCUGAUUCAUUAAAAAAUCGAACUUCUGCAGCUAGUCCCCCACCUAAUCGAUUUCAUGAUGAUGCCUCAUAUCGACAAAUCCUGAGUAAUUUCACAAAGGCAGGUCUGACACUGAAUCAACAACCAAGUCAUACGAGGACUCUAAGUCCCAAUGAUCAACAAUACUUGAAUUUACCUCCACCACAUCGAAUAAAUCCCGAUGCGGUUCCUACUGUUACAAUCAUUGACGAAAGAUUACUAAAGAGAAGUGGAUCGAUUAUAUCGAAAUCAGCAACAUUGAGAAAUAGAAAUAAGAUAAAGCAACGAAAUAAAACUGUUCUAAAGCAUGAUUUACAAGAUGAUGAAAAUGAUGAUCAUGAUACUAAAACUAGACCACGAUUUGUGUUUCCAAUCAAACGCAAGACAUCAUUAAAAUAUAAGUCAUUAGCAUCCCUGACUAAGCCCAAUUUCAGUAGUCGUGAACAAUUAGUGCAAUUCUUGAAUAAUUGCAAUUAUCAAGAAUGGUUACAUACUUUGAUACCUUCCAAAAUGAAAGUAUUUAAACAUAAGAAUAUCCUAAAAGUUCAUCCCGAUUUAACAUAUCAAUUGAAAUUAUUUGAAAUUAAUUCAAAGGGAAACAUCACAAGUAGAAAGAAUUCUACUAAAUUAAUACCAAAAUUAACAAGCAAAGGUCCAAGAACACUUGUGGGGUUGGCAUAUCAGAAAUAUCGAGAAAACGUAUUUGCCAGAAAUAGUAGUGAAAUACCACCACCUAAAUUCCAAGAUUUAUACCCAGAUGACGUAGACUUGUUAUCCGAUUUCGAGAUUGAACAAAUAAAUACCCAAUUCUUGUUUGAAAUCUUAUUGAGACGGACUAUUCUGGCCAAAAUAGAAUUCAGACUUCAAUCCAAUCGACCACAAUUCACAUCUCCAUGGGCGACAACAACAUCAUCAUCAUCAUGGAAAUCAUCGUCAAGACACUCAGGUUCGACAAGUACAGGCACAUCUGAUUCACAAUUUGCAUCCCCAUCAGAAUCAUAUGAUGGAUCUAACGAAUUUGGUGACAGCCAAUCGGCAUCAUUUUCGGCAUUAUCAUCGUCAAUAAUCAAAUCUUCAUCAUCUUCUCGAAAAUCACCUAGAACUAGAGGGGGGCAUAAAUGCCCUCCACCACUUGGAAUAACAUCUUCCCCCAAGUCUCAUUUUCCACACGUUCCCCCAUCAAGAAUAUCAAUUGACAGGCAUCACGGAAAACAACUGCAAUCUACGACUGAAUCAAAUCUGGCAUUCACGCAGACAUCGAAUCAAUAUCAACAUCACCACCAGCAGCACCAUCAUCAAAAACAACAAUCGCAGGAUCUACAACAACAGAGCAAUAAUCUGAUGGAAUACGAAUUAAAUCCAAGACAUAGAUCACAAGACACGAUUUCGUCAACACGAACCUCAUUACAACAUACUUCAGCAGACGAGAAGGUACGAUUGAAGGUUAUGGAAAGGGAGUUUAGGUUUGGAUUGGAGAAUAUUGGAGAUGGGGUAAGUGAUUUAUCAUCAUUUAUGGGUGGGAUUUUGAGUUGUGAUAGUGAGGAUAUGAAUAGGAAAACUGUGGUCGGGACUGGAACUUCUCCUUUUGGAGAAACUAUGAGUCCAGAAGUGAAGAUUUGA
This is a messenger RNA of Hemisphaericaspora subhashii, 1791 nucleotides long. RefSeq lists its product as uncharacterized. NCBI's taxonomy places the organism in Eukaryota, Fungi, Ascomycota, Pichiomycetes, Serinales, Debaryomycetaceae. The record is from RefSeq and is a predicted model, not a curated record. Bases 1 to 1791 code for a protein of 596 amino acids. The transcript has a single exon.